Messenger RNA from Boleophthalmus pectinirostris (great blue-spotted mudskipper), 3979 nucleotides. It is a transcript of the gene cunh2orf68, whose product is annotated as chromosome unknown C2orf68 homolog. Lineage: Eukaryota; Metazoa; Chordata; Actinopteri; Gobiiformes; Gobiidae. The record is from RefSeq and is a predicted model, not a curated record. The transcript has 4 exons. Bases 344 to 883 code for a protein of 179 amino acids.
CAGAUCUGCGCCGGAUGUGACGUCACUUCACCGAGUAAAAUGGCGGCGUUAAAACUAGUCCGGAGUUAUUUAAAAUCUUGGAUAGAGGUUUUGUGAAGUGAAUUCUUCACAUAAUUUAUCUGAAUCGCAUCAAAUAUUGUGUAACUGAGACUGGCGGCAAAUCAUAACAUUUAUAAUACAUUGUUCCAUGUGUGGUUUUGUUAGUACUCGUUAGAAAGCGGUGCAGUAACUCCGGUUAUACUUUGUUGGCCAGUGCUUUAGCACAGAUUAGCCAUGUAGCAUUUGUGAGUGAUAGUGAGGGCUGCACAUUUGUUUGUUUUGAUCUUCAUGUGUUAUUAUAAAAAUGGACAUACUAAAAGACGAUGAGCUCAAGUAUAAACCCGGGGGCCGUUUGGACAUGAGCCACGGCUUUCUGCACCAUAUUCGGAGGAACCAGAUUGCCAGAGACGACUAUGAUAAGGAGGUGAAGCAGGCCAAAGAGCUGCAGAGGAGGAGACACACCACAGUGCCCAGACGCCCACGCAGACCGGACAUUCAGGUCUACCAUCCCAAACGCAGAGAUGGUUCGAGGGCAGAUCCAGGAGGCGAGGCAGAUGAGUGCAGCGACAGCUCUGGUUCACACGCGGAAGGGGAGGGGCCUCUGGAAGGCGAGGGGCCUGUGGAGGGGGAGGGGCCUGCUGAAGGAGAGGGGCCCACGGAGCUGUUCUGGCUGGACUAUCAGGCCGACUGUGGAAGUGUGACCUCGGUCCUGGUGCACAAGGAGGACAAACCAGAGAAGGUGGUGGAGCGCGUGGCACAGAAGAACAUUUUAGACGAGGCCAUGAGAGCAGCUCUGAGGGCCCGCGUCCAGAAUGAGAUGGACAAGAGACGGGACAAGUGCUGACAGUGGGCACACACAGGGGACACACACACCGAGGACACACACCGAGGACAUGUCCAGACGAGCCCUGACAGUGGACACACAUGUGGGAUCAUAGACUGCAUAUAGAAAUGAACUAAGGAACGCCAUCCUGGUCAGCUCCAGGCAAAACAAGGCGAAUAGUUCCAGCAGAUCAUUUGGAGCCUAUUUCUGUGUUUGAAAGUGGAAGUGUGCGAUUCAUGGAAACAAAGAGCCAAUCAGGAGAGAGGUUGUUGAAGGUACAGGUGAGGUUGGGAAGGGUUCCCACUCACACAGCUGGUUUGUCAGGGGGCUGUCAAUCAAACCUACUGUUAACACCAGCAGGAGCCAACCUCAGGGACAGACGGCCCCUGAUUGGUCCGUCAGCAGAGGUCACAGAGAGAGGGCUCUGAGUUAUCGGUAGAAAGUGAACUGAAGCUAGAGUCUAUGGUUAUAGGCAGAGGAAACGGACAGGAGACGAGACAAGACCUGACGGUGGGCACACGUGAGGACAGAGGACAUGUCCAAAAGUCUGUGUGUCUCUGUGUCUGUGUGUGUCUCUGUGUCUGUGUGUAUGUGUGUGUCUGUGUGUGUGUGUGUCUGUGUGUGUAUGUCUGUGUCUGUGUGUGUGUGUGUGUUGGAGGGUGGAAGUGUGGGACUGUUUCCUGGAGCUGCUGAGGGGACAGGGUACAAAAGGGACAUGUUUUGGACAAGGACAGUCAUGUGGACACAGCCUGUCAUACGCCACAUGUUUAAAGACAGUGUGUAACUUUUCUGAUGUAGAGUCUGACACCUGGUUCUUUCCUCUAGGAUGAAUGUUCCACAGUGUAGUAUUUAACUUCUGUAUUCAUGGAGCCAUCAGAUCAAAUCACAGGUCAGAUCUGUGGAGAGGCGAGCCCACUCUCAGUUAAAAUGCAUGAAAAUGAAUAUAAACAAUGUAGGUACGUUUAAAAGUCCAAUAUGACAAUAUUUUCUGAUCUGUUCUAAUGUCGUUUCCUCAGCACAGACAGACCUGGACUUGUGUUUUGUUUCACAUGUUUAACACACAAACCUGCACAUUUAGCACGAGUUCUUCUCUCACACAAAGGUACACUGUUCCACCUUGUGAUGUCAUGUGGAAAUAAAGGAAGUGCUGUACUGUGUUUUUAAACUCCACAUACCUUCACUAGAAUCAUCUGGAUGGAAUAGCCAAUUUCUACUGACCUAAAGGAGCUGUUUACUUGAAAACUACCACUUCAUGACAUCACAAGGUGGAACAGAGCAUUGGAGUUUUGGAUAUGUAAACAGACUAAUAAAAAAGAGUUACUCAAGCAUGUGUGAAUGAAACAAAACACAACUCCAGGUCUGUUUUUGAGGAGACCCCAUGUUAUAACAUGACUUAAAGCUCACAGGAGUCAAUGUGUAAUAAGAUCUUUAAUGUCAUUGCACUUCAGUCACAUCAUCAUGGAGACAAGCUGUUGACAGAUCCUCAUCAGACAAGUUCUGUAGUGCACCUUAUUGAAAGUACAGCAAGGACCACAGGAGUCGAGUGGGCUUGUCUUUAAGGAAAAUGAGAACUUAAUUUCAAUGAAACAUCUUCCACCUGAGGGAUGUGGCCAAAUAUUUAGCCAUACUGUAUACAGGCAAAGCCAGAUAAAAGUACUGUUAUGGAAGGGCAUCUGGCUUAAACUUGAGCCAAAGUUCUCACAAGAAGGGUUUUGUUACUCUACAUUUUUGCCAGAAUAUAUAUUCUCUGAAUAUAUAUUAUCCCGUAACUGUGAACAAUAGUGUGAGAUUGUUUCAUUUUAUACAUGUUAUAAUCUCUGAGCCAAACGAGUCUGCGUGUCCAUAAACCAUGUACACUUUUACUUUGUUUAGUUGUCACUACAACUGUCCCCAGGUUUAGCUAAUCUUGAUUUGGCUCAUUGGGCUAAGCUUUCACCCACCAACCAGAGGGUAACCAGUUCAAACUUCAGCCAAGAAAAGUGCUAACUGUUUCAAAGAAAUAUCUCCUCCACGUUGCCCGUGCCACAGUAAAGUACAUCAGGACUGUAUCGUUUCAAGUGUUGGUUACAUUUUGUGUUGUAGAAUUUUUGCAGUAGUUUUUUAUUGUCUGUAAAGGUGUGUUUUUUCAUAUAUUUAUUUGGUGCUUUCUAAAUCCUUUGUAUUUUUGAUACAGUUAUUUCCAUGUAAAAUGGAUUGUGCACAAAAACACUUGUCUGCAGCCAUAUCUGCACUGUAAAUAAACAUGUCUACACCAGCUCACAUGGAGUUCAAAUGGAUGAAAAAUAUUGAUCCGGUAGAGAAGUUCUGAUGAUAAUUUUCACCAAGAUAAUAUGACGAUCCAACUCAAGUAUAAUUGCUCACAUACUUAAAGGUGCUGUACCUGUUUUUCACAGGCUUCAACACAUGAAAAACAGUUUCAAAUUUGAAUUUGUUUGCAGAGGUCUAAAGUUCUUCCUCACUUACUUUAUGCAUUCAGAGCAUCCUAAUUAUUCACUACGAUGAGUUUAUGAGCGUUUUCACAGCUUUCAAACUCCAGGGGUCAAAAGUUUUAGAACACCCUCGUUUUUUUCUGUUAUUUAUUGCAAAUCAAGUCGUGUAAGUCCAAUGAGUCACUUGAAAUGGUACAAAGGUAAAAACUGAACAGACAGAGGUUAAAAAAAGACAAAAGAACAAAACACAAGUCCAAGCUCUGCCAAAACCACUUCAGGAAAAAAGAACAAGAUGAUAAAACUUGAAACCCUGGAGUGUCCAGCAGCACAGUGUCCAGACUUAAACUCCAUGGAACUGGUUUUGGAUGAACUGGACAGAAGAGUGAAGCAACCUACAAGUGCCACACAUUUAUGGAAACUUCUGCAACAGACUUGGGAAGAACUUUCUGAACAAUAUUUGAUUUGUGUUGUAAAAAGAACGAGCCACGAGUGUGUUCAGCUGUUCUAUCUGACAAAGGUCGACACACACGUCAAUCAAAAGUUUAGAAUACGAAAACUGGAAACGGUUUAUAACCCAUGCGUACAUAUAUGCGUACAUGACUUUCUACUUUAAGUUUGUGAUCUGUAAAAAGACAACUAAAUAAACUAUUCAAAUGAGCUGUUACUUCUGUGCUCAGAAACAUGACAA